CAAAUAUGUUGACUUCAUUUGCUUUAAUACUAUUUUAUGCAGUUCAUAUGAGUCUCCACACCCUCCUAACAAAAGCAAGUUUCCCUUCUCUUGACAAUUUGCAAAGGUGACCAUUAAUUUCUCUUCACAUUUUUGUUCAUCUAUGCUAUGAUUUAUUCUUCAUCUAUUGCAAAGUUGGCUUGUUAGUCCUAAUCUCUUAUUUAGGUUGCAAUCAUCUUAAGUAUUAAUCAGUGAAGCCGAGUCAUGAGUGUUGCGGAUUCAACCAGAAGUUCAAGUCCAACAAGGCUUAAGGGGAAAUAUAGUGGAAUGGUGGUAUGUUGGAUUCUUGGACUUGGAUCGCUUGUUUCUUGGAAUAGUAUGCUCACUAUUGGAGAUUACUAUUAUGAGUUGUUUCCGAAAUACCAUCCUUCAAGGGUGCUUACACUCAUUUAUCAACCAUUUGCACUUGCAACAAUUGCAAUUCUUGCAUAUAAUGAAGCAAAGAUUGAUACAAGAAGGCGCAACUUAACCGGAUAUACUAUUUUCUUCUCAGGCGCAUUUGCGCUCCUAGUGUUGGAUUUGGCCACAUCAGGAAAGGGUGGUCUUGGAAAUUACGUAGGUAUUUGUGCUAUAGUUGGUGCUUGUGGAGUUGCAGAUGGCUUAGUUAAAGGUGGCAUGGUGGGAGAUUUAUCUUUCAUGUGUCCAGAAUUCGUCCAAUCAUUUUUAGCUGGGUUGGCUGCUUCCGGAGCUCUUACUUCAGCUUUAAGGCUAAUUACAAAAGCGGCCUUUGAAAGGACUAAUAACGGCCUUCGCAAAGGAGUGAUGUUAUUCCUCGCUAUUUCAACAUGGUUGGAAUUUUUAUGCGUUGUUCUUUAUGCAUUCAUCUUCCCUAAGCUACCAAUCGUUAAGUACUACCGCACAAAAGCAGCAGCAGAAGGAUCAAAAACAGUUGCAGCAGACUUAGCAGCAGCUGGCAUCCAGAAGGAAGCAGCUGAUACGGUAAAGAUUUUUGAGCGUCUAAGCAACAAACAAUUGUUCUUUCAGAACAUUGACUACGUGUUGGACUUGUUCUUGGUUUUUGUUACAACUUUCUCAAUCGUCCCUGGAUUCCUCUUUGAGAAUACUGGUUCCCACAACUUAGGAUCCUGGUAUGCUUUAGUCCUGAUAGCAAUGUUCAAUAUGUGCGAUUUUCUAGGAAGAUGCGUUCCUCUGGUCGGGCAAUUGAAGUUGAAAUCACGAAAGGGCCUAAUGAUCGCAACACUGUCUCGUUUCUUGUUCAUUCCUUGUUUCUAUUUCACCGCGAAGUAUGGUGAACAGGGCUGGAUGAUAAUGCUCGUGUCCUUCCUCGGACUCACCUAUGGUUAUCUCACUGUUUGUGUCCUCACAGUUGCUCCUCAGGGAUACAAGGGACCUGAACAAAAUGCAUUGGGUAAUUUGCUAGUAUUAUGCCUACAAGCUGGAAUAUGUUCUGGCAUUGCCCUGGAUUGGUUGUGGCUUAUUGGUAAAGGGAAGUUCUGAGGAGAGUAAGUAGGCAUUUGGCCAUGAAAACCAAAUAUUUUCCACUUUAUUUGGAAUUUUGAAGUUGAAGUAAGAUGAAGUUGUGUUUGGUUAUAGUUUUGCAAAGAAUAUUUGGUUGCUUCAAUGUACUGAUAGUGAAAAAAGUGAAAACAGGAAUUUAGGUAUUUUCCAAAUUCCAAAUAAAACCAAAUAAAGUUGUAUUUGGAAUUUUCAUGGCGAAACGAUGAUUUUCAAAUAAAG
This is a messenger RNA of Lycium ferocissimum, 1737 nucleotides long. Its product is annotated as equilibrative nucleotide transporter 3-like. The record is from RefSeq and is a predicted model, not a curated record. The transcript is spliced from 9 exons. Gene Ontology annotation, molecular function: nucleoside transmembrane transporter activity. NCBI's taxonomy places the organism in Eukaryota, Viridiplantae, Streptophyta, Magnoliopsida, Solanales, Solanaceae. Gene Ontology annotation, biological process: nucleoside transmembrane transport. Gene Ontology annotation, cellular component: plasma membrane. Bases 244 to 1497 code for a protein of 417 amino acids.